CAAAUUCAAACUACAACGGCCUAACAACUUUUUAACGAGCAAACAACUGGAAAUUAUUUGUUACUUUUGUAGUACAACAGCUAUACAUUUUUAUGAAUUAGGUAAUGUGAGUUUAUUAAUGUGAGAAGUGUACGUGUAUGAAUUUUGUAUAACGGAUAACAGACACUAUUUCACUAUGUUGACGAAAUGGAAGACAAUUCUUACAAACUGGAUAAACUGUUAUUUUGAUGAAAGUUUAACGGGCGUACGAAAUGUGAGCUUUGAAUCGUUAAUCAAUAUUAUUUCACACUUGCGAGAGAACCUAAAUCUUGACGAGUCGAAGUCUUCUAUAUUGGAGGCGCAUACAGUUGAAGAGUUCAUAACAGAGAAGUACCCGGAUUUCCAAUUCGAAAAUGGUACCAGUGAGCCAGCCAAUGAAGAAGAUGUGUACAUUGUGGCAUCUUUGUUAUUAUUAUUUGUGUGUCUUAACUCCAAAGAUGUGGACAUCAAGAACGCCAUGUGUAGUAAACUUAGUAUUGAGGACCAGGAGACGAUCAUGAAGUUUAGUAAAUAUCUGAUGGAAUGUUCUCCAAUAUCAUAUAGAGAUGUAGAAAAUGCCAUAACAGAGGCAUGCGGGCAAGACAUAGCAUGUACAGAACCCACAAAUGGACGAGCAACUGUUGCCGAAACUCCUCCCCCUCUCCGCUCUCUCCAUGGUGAAGUUAGACGACUGCAAGCAGCCCUUGACGCGGAGAGGUUUGAUCGUAACUAUCUGCAAGACGAACUGGCACGCACAAAUUUGAAGUUGGAGAAACUACAAAAAGACAAGGAACAAUACAAAAUCGAAAUUGUUAACCUGAAAUCUAAGAUUUCACUUUGCUGCGGGCAAGAGGCGGAGACUAAGGCUGAUAGUGGGGGGGAAGGCUCGAGCAAGCUGAUAAGGCAGCUGCAACAGAUUGAGGAAAAGCUGGUGGAGACACAGGGGCAGUUGGAUGAUGUCCAGUAUGAGAGGGACACUUAUAAAGCUAAGAUUGAUGAACUCAAACAAGAGCGGGACAAGUGGCUCGCGUUCAGCCAACAGGAGGCCAACCGGGUCAGUCAACUCACCAGCGAACUCGAAACUGAAAGGUGUCAUGUGAAUUCCUUGAAAGAGCUCGUCACAGAGCUGAGGCAGCAUAACCAGCUGUACAGACUCGACGCCAGUCAGUGCGAGGUCGAUGACCCCGAUACCAGUCUACAUUCAGUGCAUAACUCAUCAAUUUGUAGUGAAGUAUGUGCUAAUGUUGUUGAAGUUCAACUAGGGGAAGAGAGAGCAAAAAUUGUAGUUCUCAAGCAGCAAAUUCAGAGUUUACAGGAACAGUUAUACGACCUUAAUAGGAAAAGUGAAGAGGAAAAGCAAUCCUUAGAGAGAGUUGUUUCUGAAAGAGAAAAUGAAAUUUUCAAUCUGAAACAUCGAAUCAAUGAGGAGAUUGAAGAAAAAAACAAUUUAAAGGCUCACUUCAGUGAUCAAGUAAGCGGGCUUAACAAUGAAAUGAAUGAACUCGAACAGAAAUUGACAAACAACACAGAACACUCCAGAAGAAUUAUUGAAGAAAAGAUGCAGGAUAUUCAAACACUUCAAGAAGAAAAACUAUCUUUACUCCAAAGCCUUUCUAAUGAAACCACCAAACUUAAUGGAAUUAUAACAAAUCUGGUAUCAGAUUUAGACUCAGAGAGAAUAUCCAAGGCGAAUAUGAGAGACGAUUACGAGAAUAAGAUCAUGAAACUAAAUGAGAAAGUUUUGAAUAGGAAUAACGAGUUGGUUGAGCUACAGAACAAGAUUUCUGAGGCAGGUGAACGACUAGAGGAUCUCCAUGCAGAUCUUCGUAGAGAGAGACAAGCAAGACAAGAUACUAUCGAAAAGUAUGACAUAGAAUUAAAACAGGUAAAGGAACAAAAUGCUGUCAUUGAAAAUUUAUUGCAAGAAAAAACAAAAGAAGUUGAAGGAUUAUCUAAGCAGCUGAUUGAUAUUAGUCAAUGCAAAGAUGAACUUGACAAAACCUUUGAUGAAUGUAAACGGACUAUUGCCGGCCUUCACGAAAAUUGUAAACAACUAGAAGAAACUAAAAUUGCCUUACAAAAUGAAAUAGAAUAUGGUAAUACCAAGGUUGAAGAUAUGCUAAAAGAUAUUGAAAACAUGAGAAAGAAGUUCACUGAAGAAAGGAACAAACUUAUGCAAGACAUCGAUGAGAGAAAUGCUACCAUUAACACUCUCCAUACACAACUGCAAAAUGAAAUCGAAUACAAAAUGAAAAUUCAGCAUGAACUAACUUCUUUACAAACAUCUAAAAUAUCUCUAUUAGAUGACAUCAACAGUUUGAAUGAUAAAUUGUCAAAAUUAAAGAAAGAGAUUCAAGAUAAAGACCAAACUAUUGAAGGUCUAGAUUUGUACUUGAAAGAAGAAAAACAUGAAAAUGAAAAAUUGAAAACUAACUGUGAGAAAAUUGAUGAAAAGCUAAAAACAGCCAAUAAUGAAAUUAUUAUUAAAGAUAAUCACAUAAAACAAAUGCAAAGCACCCUACAUAAGAAAAUGCAGUAUUAUGAAGACGAAAUACGCAAAUAUAACCAAAAUUUCCAGCUUGAACAUAAUAAAUUACUUACUGUUAUAGAAGAAAAAGGUAGUGUCCAAAUUGAACAAGAGUAUCUGGCUAAGGAAAAAAUUCGGUUAGAGAAUUGUUUAAGUGAACAAUCUGACGAAAUUUUACAGUUGCGUUCCGAAUGUGAAAACUUUAUGGAAUUCGUGAAGGAAAACAAAAUGGUGAUUGAGUCUUUGGAAAAGAAAUUGGACGAAGAAACUGCGCGCCGCAUCGAAAUAGGCAUGGAAUUUGAUACCGAGACGUCUCGUCUAAUGGCCAGACUUAAUGAAACGGAGAAAACUAUGAAAGAGCUCAAAUUUAAAUCAAACAAAUGUAUCGAGGAAAAGGAAUUAGAGAUCCAAACUCUCAAUGUAGAGUUAGUAAAGCUACAGAAGACGAUAGCUACUAGUAGGGAAAAAAUACUUAUUUUAGAAAAAGAAAAAAUCGCAUUAUCAAGUAAAUUAGACGAUGAGGCAGAAUACACGAAGAAUUUAGAGAAGGAAUAUCAAAAUAAAUGCAUUACCAUGUCAGAAGUCACUGCUGAGCUGAAUGGCCAGAUUGAUAAGUUUAAAACUGAAAGUGAAAAUCUUUUAAAGACUGUGAAUGAUAAACAAAAAGAAAUUGUUACUCUUGAAGAGAAGGUGUCUCUACUAAAUGAGGAACUUAAAAAGGAAAUUCAACAUAGAAAAGAAGCAAUUGAAAUAUUAGAACAAGAGAAGGAGCAGUUACAUUUUGUUCUUGAAGAUGACAAUAGUAAUCAUGAGGUUAUUUUAAAAGAAAAGGAUGCUAUUAUCGAACAAUUAGAGGAUGAACUUAAACUUGGAUCACUUCAGUUAGAUUCUUUACAGAAAGAUUAUGAAGAGACCGUAUUAACAUUUGAAAAAUACAAAGUAAACACACAUGAAACUAUAGACGCAAAGGAUAAUCACAUUAAGGAAUUAGAGAAUAGUAUUGAACAAUUGAAAUUGGCUAUUGAUUCCAACUCCAAUGAAAUGAAAAUCAUGGAAAUGCAGAUGACUCAACAAAUAGAAGGGCUUCUGAAAGAUAUAGAUAAAUGUAAAAGUGAACUGGUUGAGGAAAAAGCCAUAAAAGAUACAUUAGAAAGUGAGAAAGCUUCAUUGCUUGGUAACAAAGACUUGUUGGAGCGGCAGUUGAAUGAAGUGUUUACCGACAUUACUGUUAUAAAGACAGAUAAAGAUUCACUUGGUAAAACUAAUGAUAUGUUAAGUCAACAGGUGAUGGAAGAGAAAUCUGCUCGUGCAUUUGUAGAAGAACAAAUGAAAAGUUUACAAGUUGAAUGUAUAAAUUUACAGCAAGAAUUAGCGAAAGAAGUUGCCGUUAAAAGGCAGCUCGUUGAUGAUAAUGAGUGUUUGAUGCAACAACUGGUUGAAGAAAAAUCUGCGAAGGAACUCGCAGAGCAAGAAAGACAGAUUGUACUAAAAGCAAAAGAAGAGUUUGAAAGUAAAUUCUCGCAUGAUAAAGAUAAUUAUUCUAAGCAAAUAGUCACAUUGCUAGAGAAGCAUGCUCUUUUAAACAAGGAGCUUGAAAGCGAGAAGAUUGCUAAGCAAGCAUUAGAAAAAGAAAUAGAAAGAUUAGUGCAAGUGUCUAAAGAGCAGUCGCUUUUGAAUGAGAGAAUUGUUGAAGAAAAUGAAAAGUUACGUAAAUCGAACAAUUCCCUCAUUAGUGAUGUAGACGGAUAUAAGCUUAAAUACGAAAAUUUGACUGACGAACAUCGAAUGCUGACUGAAGAGAAGAAAAUAAUUGAAAAGGUAUCAACUGAAUUGAAUGAUGCUUUAGACGAAAUAAAACGGGAUAAGAUAGUUGUGGAACAGUUAUUUGCCGAAGCGCGUGAAAGGAAUGAACAGUAUGCCUUGGAAAUUAAAGAAAAACUGGCUAAACUGAGUGACCUUGAUCAGCAGAUAAACGAAUUGAUGCAAAAAUGUCAAGACAAGGAAGAGAUGAAUACUCAACUAUCAAAUAUGUUAGAAAUGGGAAUAAAAAAAAUAUUUGAAGAUAUAAAAAAGGAACAACUACAAAAUGAAGUGUUACAAAAGUUGAUUGGUGAAGAAUUUAAAAGCAAUCAUGACAAAUGCGAAUGUUUGAUCGCUAUAGCUGAAACACUGACGACAGAAUUAUCGCGUCUGAAGAAGAUAGGAAAGUCUUUGAAAGAAGAAAAUUCUUCACUUAUCGAAAUUAAGGACUCGGUUCGUCAGAAGGAACUUAUUAUACAUGAGUUACAGAACGACAAUAAGAAACUUCAUAAUAUGUUGGACGAAAAGAAAAUUGAAUUAAUGAGUCUAUCUGAAGCGAAUACCACUCUAGAAAGCAAGCAGAGAGAUUUCCAGAAAUUACAACAUGAAAAUGAACAUCUACACAAGGAGUUUGACGAUGUGAAAGUACAAUUAGAAAUUGAAAUACAAUCAUUAAAUGAUAAAAUUAUUGACAAGGAGAUUGAGACUGACAAACUGAAAAAAGACUUAGAAUCAAAGGAGUUCGAACUAAGAGAGUCGAAAAAAGAGAAGGAGAUUGAAGUAGAAAAGAUGAGGGAACAAGAGUUAGAACUGGAGAAAUUGAUGGAAUCAAAGAAGUUUGAAGUGGAACAGUUGAGGAAAGAAAAGGAGUUAGAAGUAGAGAGGUUGAAGGAAACAAAGAACUUAGAACUGGAACGGUUGAAGGAAGCGAAAGAGCUUGAGGUGGAAAAAUUGAAACAGAAUUUAGAGAUAGCACAGCUUGCUGAUAAUAUAACACACAAGCUGCAAAAUGACUUAGAAGCAAAAGAGCUAGAAAUGGAAAGGUUGAAAGAAGUGAAGGAGGCGGAAGUUGCGAAUUUGAGACAGAAGUUAGAGACAGUAAAAAGUACUGAAAAAUUAAAUGACAAAAUAAAAAAAGACUUAGAAGCAAAAGAGUUAGAACUGGAAAUGUUAAAGGAAGCUAAAGAAGCGGAGGUGCAAAGGUUGAAACAGAAGUUAGAGGCGGCAGAACGCGCUGCUGAUAUGACCGAAAUACUGAAAAAAGACUUGCAAGCAAAGGAGUUAGACCUAGAAAAGUUGAAGGAAGCAAAAGAAGUAGAAAUGAAAAUGUUAAAACAGAAAUUAUUAACAGCAGAACAUGCUGAAAAUUUGGUAGACAAACUUAAAAAAGACUUGCACGCGAAAGAGAUGGAAGUGGAGAUGUUAAAACAGAAGUUAGAGACGACAGAAAAUGCUGAGCAUAUGACUGAUAUUCUUAAAAAAGAAUUGGAAGCAAAAGAGUUAAAACUUAAAUGUUUUAAGGAAGCGCAUGAGGCAGAAGUGCAGAGCUUGAAACAGAAAUUAGAGGCAGCAGAAUGUGGUGAAAAAUUAACUGAUAAACUGAAAAAAGACUUGGAGGCGAACGAGUUUGAAGUGGAGAUGUUAAAACAGAAAUUAAAGAGGGUAGAACAUGUAGAAAAUAUGACUGACAAACUAAAAAGAGACUUGGAAGCGAGGGAGAUACAGAUGGAAAGGUUGAAGGAAGCAAAGGAGUUUGAAGUGGAGAGGUUAAGAGAAGAAAAUGAGUUAGAACUGGAAAGGUUGAAGGAAGUAAAGGAGAUUGAAGUGCAGAGGUUGAAACAAAAGUUGGAGAUGUUUGAGCGUGAUGAAGCGGCAAAGGCGCUGAGGAAUGAAAAGGAGGCGUUGGUUAAAGCUGCAGGAGGUCACGUCGAUACAUACUUUGUCGUCUCCUACGAGAAGCCAUCCUCCAAAUUGUCGAGCUCUGGCGAGAGGGACGCGCACCAUAACCAGGUAGAUAACACAUCAGACUACACACAAUCAUCCAUGGAGAGCUUUAAAACCAUAUCCGACUUAGAAAAGAUCAUACACGACAAGAACAGGACCAUAACAACACUUCAAAGUGACGUUACCUACAUGAAGACAUUGUUGGCGGAGUCUGAGAACAGAUUACUGGAUGUGACGAAAGAACUCGAAAUAUCCAAAGAGAACUGCUACCAGCUGUCCACUCAGUUGAAGAAAAUAGUCCAUCAGAAGAACGAGGAAAUCGCCGAACUAAAAAAACAGGUCUCCAAGAUGAGCGUCACGGAAAACAGAGCGACGCAAAUAAUCAAAGUGUCGGCCAAGUAUCAAGCCAUCAUACUGAAGCGGAUAGCCGAAAUUAAAAACAAUACCGUGUUGAAAGAACUGACCAAUUACGGUAACAGCGCGAACUGCGACAACGAUCUGCGACGAAGUCUCACAGCGGGGACGAUCACGAUGGAGGACUUGGAAAAUUUUUUGGAAACAACCGAGCGGCAUAUCAGAAAAUGUUCGGAAAAGCAGCAGGCCUUGCAAAAAGAACGCGACAGACUUACCGAGGUCAACAGAAUUAACGAGUCGGAGAUAAUCGGCUUGAAGAAGUUCUUGACUGAGCUUUCGGUCAGCUAUAAAACGUUUAGUAACAUCAAGGAAUUGUACGCUCGGAAGUUGAGUGGUGUCGUGUCCAUACAGAGGACCGUAAGGCGGGAGAUACUGAGUUUGGACGGGCACGUGACAGACGCCACCAUGUGUAAAUUAGAAAGGGGUUACGCGGCCGUGAUGCAGGACCUUUCAGAGUGUUGUAUGAAUAUGGAGAGAUGGGUGGAGCGGUGCUUAGGCAGGACUAUAUCGCCGGAGAAGAUCAAGCAGGCGUUUUCUAGCGACAGCGAGCGCGCUUCUCUCGCCUCUACCACAUUCCAGAACGCCAGUCUCGAGGUCCAGUUAGACGAGAUGGAGAAAUCCUUCCAGAGAUUGUUGGAAGAAGUGAUCCGGGCGCGGAAGGGGGAAGGCGCUAAAGAAGCCCAAGCCGUGACAGUGAUGGAAGUACGGGCGGAAUACGAAGACAAGCUCAACAGAAUGAAGGCUAAAAUGAAACAACUAUACCAAGAGCAAAUAGCGGUGUUCCAAGAGAAACAGAAACAGGAAAUACGAGAUUUGGAGAGGGAGUUGCAAGCGGCUCGGAAUAAGUUGGCGGAUUCGAGCAAAGCGUAUGAAGAGCAUAUCCGUGGUUUGACAAUGGAGCUGUGGGACGUGGGGCAGAAGUUCCUGGUGAAGAAGGACGAGGCGGAGUGGCUGAGAAGGAAACAGCAGUCCGGCUCGCUCAUGUCCUUACAGCACGUGCAUUCUUCCGGUCUAGUCCCGCCUUCAGAAGAAAUCUCUUCGCGGCCCUCCGACACGCAUUCCCUGCGAUCUCUCCCCACCACUCACAACGCUAAUACCAAUACGAACAGUAAACGUGAAGGUCGCGGCCUCCACAUGUCCGACGAAGAAGGGGAGGUGUUUGAUAACCGCUGGCUGAAAGAGCUGUCGUCCACCCCUCGCCGGCCCCCCUCACCGCGCGAAUCCGGCCUCAGACUCUCGGAACUCCGCUGGAGAAAUUCUUUGUGUCCACCACAUCUGAAGAGCUCGUACCCAGCUGAGACGCAGUUCGCGCCAGUGAUUGAUGAAGAAGAUAUCAAGUGCGUUGGCACGUCGACGAGACAGCAGCGCAAGGAAGUGGGCAUCACAGCCUACAAGAAACCCGGACCGCCCACGCCUAGCAAGCAAGCCGGCAGACUUUCCGCUACGGACUCCGAGCUACGCGAGUCACUCCGGGUGGAGUCCGACCCGUCUCGGAAGAACAACACGCCGCCCCGCAAGACUAGCACCCCGUCCAGGAUCCGCGCGCUUUUCAAGAAACACGACACCACCGAUGGUACUCCUCGCACCAAACGACUAAGUAUUUUUCGGAAGAAAUAAUAAAUGAAUCAUUUUGUUUGUAUUAACGAAAUUGUUGAAUAAACCUAAUAAUUUAUUUUUA
Molecule: messenger RNA, 8381 nt
Organism: Amyelois transitella
Lineage: Eukaryota; Metazoa; Arthropoda; Insecta; Lepidoptera; Pyralidae
Exons: 18
Coding region: 176-8320 (2714 amino acids)
Source: RefSeq, a predicted model, not a curated record